This is a messenger RNA of Phytomonas sp. Hart1, 1456 nucleotides long. The record is from the annotation of a GenBank genome assembly. Lineage: Eukaryota; Euglenozoa; Kinetoplastea; Trypanosomatida; Trypanosomatidae.
AAGUGAUAUAUUCAUAUCUGUAAUACAUCGUAAAAUCAAUGUUUCUUCCCCUUGCAUUUAUGAAAAUUUUCAUGAGUAAGUCUUGCAUGUGCUCAUCUUUGAUAAUCAUAAACAGGAUAUGGGGUUCAAAAAAUUGUGACACUCUGCACAUUACUUGUAAUGCAUCUUGAACAAGUAGACACCAAACAUCUUGCAAUUUCGUACUGACGGAUCACGGCUUUAAUAUAUUUAUCAAUAUAUUUUCUAUUAGCAAUAGUUAAUAGUUUUAGAUGGCUGAAUCCUAUGGCGUAAUUUUCACUUUUCACCAUAGUGACGCUAGGCUACUUUUUAACUUUGAUCGGGAAGACAUGGAACCAAACUUUCAGGCAUUUUUACGAGUACUCAGAUCUUUUUCCACAUUCUUUACUCAUGCGUUAAGUUCAGAGGAAAAUAUUUGCCUUCGUUUUUUUUUAUCUCACUUAGAUCUUUUUAGAUCAAACAAAGUCCUUUUCAUUAUAUAAAAUGCUUCACUAUUCGAGGAAUAAAAUUUCAAUCGCAAGUUUUGAUUUUGAGUGACUUUGAUUUAUUAGUGUACUUAUGAAGUCUGCACAUGACGUUAUGAUUUCUAUUUAUUUAUUACAAUAUGGAUUUUGCCCCCCCUCCCCCUCCCUUUUCUUCUUCUUCUUCUAUACUUAGGUAACAGAAUAAUGUUGCCUUUCUCAAAAGUUUAUUAAUUGUUAACGCAACAAGAGUAAUUGAUAAGAAAGUGAAGAUGGAUAUAUGUUUAGUUUAAAAUUCUAUCUUACCUUAAAUUGUGAUUUCAGACUUCGUUAAGGACGCUUUUUUUUCACUCCGUAAUUACACUUAGAUUGGCGAUGGAAAGUAUCUUGUGUUCAUAUUUACAAUUUUCGAGAUACUAUUUAACGUAUUAUUACUUCCCUAUUUGAAUUCCAGGUUCUUGUUUAGAAUAAGAUGUCAUUGCGUUUUUGGAAAACGAAAUGUUACGCAUUCUUUUACCAAUACUUCUUGAACUACUCCUCAAUCAGUUUUUCAGUACAUAAGUUUUAUUACAAAGAUACAAUGAGUGAAAAUCAGCCUAAAUUUUUCGCUGCUGUGCUUGAAUCGAACUACGAAAGCAUAGCGCAGAUACGAACGAUGUGCAGCCUUUUGUCUGGCAUGGCAGCAGGUAUCCUUGGCUUGACAGGCAUUUUUGGACUCCUGUUUUUUAUAGUAAGUUCUGCGAUAGCCUCAUUCGUAAUAUUAACAGUUGGUUGUAGAGGAAGUUCAUUAAAAUACUUUCCCAAAGGGCCCAAGGAGCUUUUCACAUUUGAAAGCAUGAUAAGUGGUGGUAUGACAUACAUUCUUGCCUGGAUUGUUGCAUACGACGCAAUUUAUAUUUUUUAACACACAUUAAUAGGUUUUUUGGGGUUGUGUUUACAGGCAUGAAAUAUCUAUAUGGAUCGUUACUCUUAUUUAA